Ixodes scapularis (black-legged tick) is the source of this 941-nucleotide messenger RNA. Its product is annotated as (3R)-3-hydroxyacyl-CoA dehydrogenase-like. The coding region runs from base 107 to 850 and encodes 247 amino acids. The record is from RefSeq and is a predicted model, not a curated record. NCBI's taxonomy places the organism in Eukaryota, Metazoa, Arthropoda, Arachnida, Ixodida, Ixodidae. Gene Ontology annotation, molecular function: oxidoreductase activity, acting on the CH-OH group of donors, NAD or NADP as acceptor. The transcript is spliced from 4 exons.
GUCGCCAGAAAUUGUCCAUACGCAGACGCAUUCAACACUGGCAAGAAGCCUUUUAGAAACGAGCAGUCCCUUUCCAGCGUCAGCGUCCACGAAGCAUCCACCAAAGAUGCCCCUUUCAAAUCGGCUGGCGAUCGUCACGGGCGGUGGAAGCGGCAUUGGCAAAGCGGUCUGCCAUGCACUGGCGAAAGACGGGGCAACGAUCGUGGUGGCCGACAUCAAUUUGGAGGCGGCGAGAGCAACAGUUGCCGAGCUGAAAGGAGAAUCUCACAUGGCUCUUCACGUGGACGUGGGCGAUUCGUCCUCCGUUACUUCCCUCAUAGAGAGCGUCGGCUCUCAGUGCCGGAGUCCUUUGAGCAUCGUGGUGCACUGCGCUGGUGUGGGCAAAUGGUGUGCCGUCGUGGAUAUGACAGAAGACGACUACGACGAACUGCUGCGAGUGAACCUCAAGGGCACAUUCCUCGUCAACCAGGCUGCUGUGAGGGAGAUGCUGAAGAGAAAAGUACCCGAGGGCUCUAUAGUUAACAUAGCCAGCAUCGCGGGCAAGAGCGGAUACGCCAUGUUUGCCGCCUACGCAGCUUCCAAGGGCGGCGUCAUAGCAUUCACAAAGUCUCUGGCCCAAGAGUUGGCCGGAACAAACAUAAGAGUGAACACCAUCCUGCCCGGACCAACCGACACUCCCAUUGUAGCCAUCAUGCCCGAGGAGUCAAGGAAAGAAGCCGCCAAAGCAACUAUCCUGAAGAGAUUCGCACGUCCCGAGGAAGUGGCCGACGUGGCAAGAUAUUUGUGCAGCUCUGGUAGCUCGUAUAUUACUGCCACGAGCGUCGAGGUCGCUGGUGGAAUGUGCACCUAAUACAAAGUUUCAACCAGAGGAAAACAAUAUUCUUUUUUGGGUGUGUGUAUUUGGCGUGAAUGCAAUAAAACUGUUCUAAUCUUUUUCGAAA